CACCUCCGCUCCUCUCCCUAUUAUAACUCCCAAGUCUCGACUCUAGUCUUCAUCUCCCGCAUUAUCUUCACUAGUUCCGACCUAGCCCUUCCAUUCUUGGUCUUCCUGGUCAAACGACGUCGCACCGCCGCCAUGAACGCAGCUUUACCUAUCGUAGAUUCCAUGACUAGCUUGUUUACGCCUGCUAUUCUUUUCUGCAUUGUGAACCUGGUGAUAGGAACCAUCUUCAUCACCUCACGCCUAAAAUCCCACAACAAACCAGACCCCGCCGCCAACUCACCUCCCAACCAGAAUCAGCUCGUCCGAGCCCCCUCAUUUCUCGACCGGGUCAAGUCCUUUAACUUCUCUUCCUACGUCUCCGAGCAGCCCGACCCAUUUCACGCCGUGACCCAGAAAUCCGACCCACGUGAAGAGCAAGAGCAAAAAAACGUUGCGGAGGAAGAAGCUUUGCUGGAGAGUCAUCAUCAUGAUGAUCAGAUGAUGAAGAGCAAGUUGGAGACGCGGGUGGAGGCUCCGGCGGGGAAUGGUGGCCCUGCUCGAAGGAUGAAGAAGUCGGCAAGCGAGAAGGCGGUGGCAGUACCGGAGGACCGGGAGGAGGUGGAUCGGUGGCGGCCGGCGACGAUGACGGAGAGAGAGGGGAGGUCUUCCAGUGAAACUGAAACGUUGACGUUCGGGGAGGAGGAACAUGUGGACAAGAAAGCGGAUGCCUUCAUAAAUCGUUUCAGACAGCAUUUGAAACUGCAAAGGUUGGAUUCGAUUUUAAGGUACAAGGAAAUGCUAAAUAGGGGGGCUGGGUUGGAGAGCUAAUGACGCUAAUCUUCUUGAGACUUAAAAAAAAAAAAAAAACCCUUUUCCUCGAGCGAUCUUUUAUUUUACUACUACUCAAAAUAAGAAGAUGUUAUGAACCAUAACGAGUUUCCUCGUUAAAUUUUACUAGUAGUGCAGGUAGCAUUAGAUCUUUGGGGCUGAUAAUAUUCUAUUACUAGCUACUGUGACUUUUGUCUAAAUCUGUAUAUGUUGGCUCAGAUUUAUCAUGUUUAUCUGGGGCAUUAGCUCCAUAGAUUGCUUCUGCCAAUAUCUUGUGAUCGAUUGAACGAGAUGGAAUGGCUGGUUUGUGAAAAUAAAUUGAGAAUUUGGUGAACUCCUAUUGCGAGGA
Coffea eugenioides is the source of this 1156-nucleotide messenger RNA. RefSeq names its product pathogen-associated molecular patterns-induced protein A70. The coding region runs from base 133 to 807 and encodes 224 amino acids. The transcript has a single exon. The record is from RefSeq and is a predicted model, not a curated record. Lineage: Eukaryota; Viridiplantae; Streptophyta; Magnoliopsida; Gentianales; Rubiaceae.